Messenger RNA from Eucalyptus grandis, 1296 nucleotides. Its product is annotated as leucine-rich repeat extensin-like protein 6. The record is from RefSeq and is a predicted model, not a curated record. NCBI's taxonomy places the organism in Eukaryota, Viridiplantae, Streptophyta, Magnoliopsida, Myrtales, Myrtaceae. The transcript has 8 exons. Bases 222 to 986 code for a protein of 254 amino acids.
UCCGGAGACACGCGUAAAUACUCCGUUGGUCAUCGCGGGGAGAGAUAAAGCCAGUUGUUUUGAACCGAACGUGAACGAGGGACGACGACUCGCGGACUUUUUUCCGUAUACCCAUCUUCGAAUUCGCCGUCUCUCUUGAGAUCGAUUUGCGGUAUCUCCUCGAGCCUCUUGCAUAGAAGGAAGAUUCUUGCUUGGCGUUCGAUCUUCUGCCGGGAGCAGUCAUGCCGUCUCAAGAGUACAUGGAUAAGCUGCAGGUCCGGCAGAAUUACCGGAACCUGUGGCACACUGAUCUGAUGCACACCAUUCAAGCUGAUACUGGAUAUUGCUGCUUUGCCUUGUGGUGUGGACCAUGUGCUUCAUACUUGCUCCGUAAAAGAGCCCUUUAUAAUGACAUGUCAAGGUAUGUCUGUUGUGCAGGUUACACGCCAUGUAGUGGUAGGUGUGGAGAGAGUCGAUGCCCUGAAUUCUGUCUUUGCACUGAGGUUUUGCUCUGCUUCACAAAUUCAGUGGCCUCCACUCGCUUUUUGUUGCAAGAUGAGUUUAACAUACAGACUACACAAUGUGAUAACUGUAUCAUUGGCUUUAUGCUCUGCCUCCAACAACUUGCCUGCAUAUUCUCAAUAGUUGCUAUGAUAGUUGGGAGUGAAGAAAUUUCAGAGGCUUCUCAAUUGCUUAACUUCUUGUCUGAUUUGGUUUAUUGCUCGGUUUGUGCUUGCAUGCAGACACAACACAAGGUUGAGAUGGACAAACGAGAUGGCAUGUUUGGGGACCGACCCAUGGCCAUGCCUCCUGUUCAGCAGAUGUCCCGUAUCGAUCAGCCUAUUCCUCCCUCAGCUGGUUAUGCUUAUCCAGCUCCGCCACCACCGCAGGCUUACGGCUAUCCGCCUCCACAUCAGGGCUAUCCUGCUCCUAAUUAUCCUCCUGCAGCUUAUCCUCCCCCCGCUUAUCCUCCGUCUGGGUAUCCGCCUACUGGCUAUCCUAAGUGAUCCAUUUCUCUGCCUCACCCAUUGAUAUACAGUUUCACCGAUGUUCUCAUAUCGCUUGAGAUGCGUGCACUACAGUUGAGUAGAUAAGUGUAGACUUGGUGCGGAUAUAUUUUUUCAGCGUUGCUUUCUUGUGGCCUCUGAGUGAAGCAGUAUAUGCACAGGAUUGCGUGGGUUUUGCUAUUUCAUCUUGUUCAGACUUGUAUAAUCUGAAUGCCUUUUCUUCUUGUCUAUCUAUGAACCAGAACAUGGGCAUUAAAAGGACCCUUCUACUAUAUUUAUGCAUAUGAUUUGUUAUUUGGUCACUCGCAAA